This is a messenger RNA of Morus notabilis, 681 nucleotides long. RefSeq names its product protein PFC0760c. The transcript has 2 exons. NCBI's taxonomy places the organism in Eukaryota, Viridiplantae, Streptophyta, Magnoliopsida, Rosales, Moraceae. The record is from RefSeq and is a predicted model, not a curated record. Bases 1 to 681 code for a protein of 226 amino acids.
AUGGUUUCAUCCUCUCCCAAGAGUACUAGUGCUGGAACCUGCCUUCCCUUCAUCUCACGCAAGCCAAGAAUGCGCGUGAUAUUGCCCUCCCAAUUUCAACCUUUCAAGUUUUCUGAUGAUGAUCUUGUCGAAUAUGACUCUGAUUUCGAAGCACACUUGGAUGAUGAUGUUGCUGAUAAUCAGAAUGCUGGUGAUGAUCAUAUGGGGAAUGAUGAUGAUGAUGAUUUUGAUGAUCAAGCUUUUGACGAUCAGCUUACUGAUGUUGAUGAGGAAGAAAUAGCUAUGGAAGAGAUUGUCCCUGAUGAUGAGAAUGAUUGUGAUAAUCCUACUAUUAUUCUAGAUGAUGAUACUUCUGAGAAAGAAGAAAGUACUGCAAGCAAUGAUGCCAUUGUUCCUCUCAUGAAAUGCAAGCCGAGAAUGCGCGUAAUGCCGCCGAGUCGAUUUGAAACCUUCGGGUUUACAGUAACGGAAGCCGAUGAUCAGGUGGACGAGGCUGAUUUCGACGACGGCGACGACGACGAUGAUAGAUCUGACACCAUGGAUGUUGAUGAAGAUUUUCAAGAUGAUUAUAUAAUUCUCUCUGAUGAUGAUGAUGAUUAUGAUGGAGUGGAUGAUGAUGGCUAUCUCUCGGAUUCGUCUCUAAGAAGUACUGCAACUCAGCUGCAUAAAUCCCCUCUUUAA